Molecule: messenger RNA, 360 nt
Organism: Gossypium raimondii (Peruvian cotton)
Lineage: Eukaryota; Viridiplantae; Streptophyta; Magnoliopsida; Malvales; Malvaceae
Exons: 1
Coding region: 1-360 (119 amino acids)
Source: RefSeq, a predicted model, not a curated record
AUGGCUUCCAUCCCCAAGUUUUCUUAUCACAGGUUGAAGAACGAAGAGUGUAGUUUUAAUGAAGCCGAAGAAGAAAAAGCAAUACAAUUCAAGCAGACCUCAAGGAAAUGGCAGAGACCGAGGUUCAAGAGGUUCGCCAUUAGAAGCCGACCAAAGCUUCGAAUCCCCGGGUUAACAAGGUUCUUGAGAAAAAGACGCAGGGUGUUGUCGAGGCUUAAGCUUUCAUGGAGGAAAGCUUUGAACAGGUUGAAGCAUGGGCAAGCUCAUAUGAACGAUUUGUUUGGUGGGAAUUUCUUGGUUCUACAAGUUAACCAUACUCCGUUUACAACGGGGAAGAAGAAGCCAUUGAAGGGAUCAUAA